ACGUGGCACCGUUCUCACCACUUAAAACAUAUCCUCUUCUUUUUCUUGUUUAUGACGGAACUACAAACGGAAUCGUCUUUCUGCUACUCUGCUCUACAAAUCGACAUCGAAGGCACUAAUCAAAACAUCUCGUAAGCUUAAAUUUUUAUUGAGUAUCAACUCUUUUGGAGCUCCCCAUGGAAUUCCUGAUCAUUUCAUGGGUUUCCAUGUGUAUAAUUGUUCUCAUCGCGGGCUUUGUCCUAGGAAAACCUAGCAAAAUGUCCAAAAUGCCACCUGGACCAGCACCCUUACCCAUCAUUGGCAACCUCCAUUUAAUCUCCCGUCUUCCUCACAGAUCCUUUUGCUCUCUGGCCCAAAAAUAUGGCCCAAUUAUGACCCUCCACUUGGGUUCUCUCCCAACCGUCAUAAUUUCAUCUCCUCAAAUGGCCAAACAAAUCCUAAAAACGCAGGACCAUGUAUUUGCAAGCCGUCCUCCCAUGGGAAGUGACGACCAUUUCCUAAGCCCCCAGAAAGUUGCAUUCGCUCCAUAUGGUCCAUACUGGAAAUUCAUGCGCAAAGUCCUCGUUUUGGAGCUUCUUUCUCCCAAGAGAUUGAAAUCUUUUGCACCCCUGAGAGCCCAAGAAGUCUCUGCCAUGAUACGCUCUAUACUACACAAAGCCAGAGACAAUGAUAACAGUAGCAGCAACUCCUCUGCUGUAGAUUUAUCCAUGGAGGUGGGUUUUCUUACUAAUAAUAUCAUCUGCAGAAUGUGUUUUGGGAAGAUAUGUAAUGAUGAUGAGAUGGGGGGGAGAGUAUUCAAGGAAGUUUUGGAUGAAGUACUUGCUCUAGCUGGUGGUUUUAAAUACAGCGAUUACAUUCCCCUCUUGGGUUGGGUCGAUUUGCAAGGCAAUAGACGAAGACAAGCCAAGCUUACUAAGAUUUUUCAUUUGUUUGUAGACAAAAUUGUGGAUGAACACCUUGAAAGAAGGAAGAAGUUCAGUGGUUUGGAGUGUGAGGACUUUGUGGAUUUGCUGCUUUCUUUGUCUGAAAAUGAAUCCAUGGAGAUCAAAAUUACAAGAGACCACAUCAAGAAUGUUAUUUUUGACUCAUUAUCUGCAGCCACAGAUACUUCAGGAGGUACACUAGAAUGGGCCAUGUCAGAAUUGCUUAGAAAUUCAUCUUCAUUAAAGAAAGCUCAAUGUGAGCUUGAUUCUAUAAUUGGUUUCAAUCGUAUGGUAGAAGAAUAUGAUCUACCACAUCUUCAUUAUUUGCAAUCAGUAGUAAAAGAAACAUUAAGACUUCACCCAUCUGUUCCUAUGCUCCUUCCACAUCAAUCCAUGGAACAAUCAACAUUAGAGGGAUAUCAAAUACCGAAGAAUACACAAGUUAUUGUGAAUGCUUGGGCUAUUGGAAGAGAUCCAAUUACUUGGGAAGAAGCUAAUGAGUUCAAGCCAGAAAGAUAUUUAGGAACUCAAAUUGAUGUUAAAGGUCAAAGUUUUGAACUCAUACCAUUUGGUUCAGGCAGGAGAGGCUGCCCUGGAAUUGAUUUGGCUUUGUCUGUAGUCCAUCUUGGCCUUGCACAACUAUUACAUUGCUUUAGUUGGAGUCUUCCUCAUAGCGUAACUCCAAAAAAAUUAGAUAUGUCUGAAACAUAUGGUAUUACCAUACCAAGGGCAAUACAUCUUCAUGCCAUUCCAAUUCCACGCCUUCCACUAGAAUUCUAUGAACCAAAAGCAUAAAUAUAUGGAACUUUGUCUAGUAUGCGUUUUGCUAUCAAAUAUAUACACAUGUAU
Molecule: messenger RNA, 1772 nt
Organism: Cryptomeria japonica (Japanese cedar)
Lineage: Eukaryota; Viridiplantae; Streptophyta; Pinopsida; Cupressales; Cupressaceae
Product: cytochrome P450 71AU50
Exons: 2
Coding region: 177-1718 (513 amino acids)
Molecular function (GO): monooxygenase activity; iron ion binding; oxidoreductase activity, acting on paired donors, with incorporation or reduction of molecular oxygen
Source: RefSeq, a predicted model, not a curated record